GGAAAUAACCUAUGUAGUCAUGUGACGUAAACAGAAGUUCACAUACGAAUAAAUCAAUGCCUGUAAUUGUACAAAACAAAAUAUGAUUUAAACUGAAAGAGACUUAAAGAAUUAUUCUAAAUUCUUUUGCUUGCUUGGAUGUUCAGAUUUCACAGAAAAAUAGUAAAGUACAUUAAUUGACAAGUGAUGAGGCAAAAUGAUUUUUCUCCUAAUACUGAUUAUUGGAACGGCGACUGGAUAUGACUUAAAAUGUCCAGCCAAAGCUGAAUGGAGAUUAAGAGCACACGUUUCGUGUUAUUCGGAGGACAAAUAUGUAUGUUUGUUCAACUUACUGGAAGAGAAAUAUAUGGAAAAUUGUUUAGGUUCAGAUCAAAGUAGCAUAGGAAGUAAGCUAGUGUUCCAACCGUUGUUUAAUCUAGCAGAAUGUAAUGCCGAAAGAUUUCAGCCUUUUGUGUUCACCACCCAUGGACACAGUGAAUGUAUCUUCCGUAAAUCAAAAUGUGUUGAAGAGGGACAGGUAAUAUUCAACAAUGGUUCUUCUAGCAACGAUGUUGCUUGUCGAUGUGACUACACAAAGGGGUAUGCGUUUGUAACAAGACCAAAGAACAUUUGUUUCUGUAUACCAUUUGAGGAAGAUUGCUCUUGUUUAAGAGUUACAUGUACAAAACUAUCCUCAGAUUAUCAAUGCAUCACUAAUGAGGAGAUACUGGUGAAUGCAACAUGCCAGGAAAUACUUCCAUCCAUAUCACACAACACAGUUAAUAAUACAGUGCAGUUAAUCGAAAGUAACAGAAAAAGUUACACCAAUGCACACCACGUUGCAUAUAUCAUCAUUGUUAUUAUAGCUGUUUAUCUUGUCAUUGCUGUUAUAGUGUUGUUAAAGUUCUGUGUCUUUGUGCCACCACGAAUACUGCUACAAGAAAUGAUUAAAAGUGACGGGAGAAAUAUUGGACUGAAAUGUUAUGUUAAUUCACAUUUACCACUAACGUCUGUGAGAUGGUGUAGAGAACCUGGAGGCAGUAUUUUUACGGAUAUAAAGUCUUACAACGGAUUUAGCCGUAACGGACUUAGAAUAUUGACCCAUGAAACUCGCGAGAAAGACGACUUUGCAACAUACAAAUGCAUAGCUAGUAACAAAAUUGGCACCGUGGAAAGCGACCCAGUACAACUUAACGUUGCAAAUGACAUAUCCCUACAAAAAGAUGGAAAUGAAACGCCAGAUGAAGAAAGACAGAAGUUUAUACAAGAACUAUUUCUAAAAGGGGAAUGUGGAAAACUUCAUUUUGCAAGACUUGUUUUUGUUGGAAAAAACGGAGUAGGAAAAACCAGUUUAAUGCGAAGAUUACUUUGGAAGGAGAAGGAAGAUGUUACUUUAACACAAAGUACAGACGGAAUAGAAGUUGAGAAAUGCAAUAUAAAUAUUGCUAAUGGGAAAUGGAGCCCAUGUAAUAAGAUAGACGAUGAUCUAACCAGAUUGAUUCAUCAAGUGUAUAAAGAUAAGAUUCUUAACGUAGAACGCGCCACUGCAGAAACCGUUAUUGAUCAGGAACCUUUUAGUUCAGACACAGAUGAAUCAAAAAGUGUAUCAGACAAAGAACUUUCUAAAAGUUCCGAUGAUAGUGAUUACAUAGAUGACUUAAACGACGAUACUGACAGCGAUAGUACUGAAAGUGAUGACACCGCACGGAAAGGUAUCAUAAGACCAGACAUUCAUUCAGUUAUCUCCGACAAUAAAGACAAUUAUGUAACAGUUGAGGUUGAUUUAAAAUUGGAAAAUGUGAAUGACAGAAAAAUUAACAGCUACCCAAGUGGAAAUCUGUCUGACCCUGUCAACGAUGAAAAUAUAAACGAAAUGACCUCUACAAUUAUGAAAUCAUACCUUGAAUCUACGAAAGAGGAACAGGAUGAUAUGUUAGCGUUUUGCUGGUUGUGGGAUUUUGCUGGCCAGAAGGAUUUUUAUGCCACACACCAAGUCUUUUUGUCGAAAUGUGCAGUGUAUUUGCUUGUUACAGAUAGUUUAGAAUUCAGCACUGUUGAGAACCAAGGGCUAGAUUUUGAAGGCUCGGCACAGUAUGUCAGUUUCUGGUUUGACGCCAUUCAUUGCUACUGGUCGACUACAGAGAAAGGCAGACUGGACCCUCCAAUCAUUGUUGUAUGUACAAACGAAGAUCAAAUUAAGGAACCUUUAGAGCGAGAAAAACGACAAAGACAAUUUAAAGACAAUUUAGGACAAGUUCUGAAAGACCAGAAAAAGAAAGAACACUUGAGAAACAUUUAUUUUAUUUCUAAUACUGAGGAUAAUGAUAGUGUGUUUGAAGAGAUUAGAAAAGAAAUUUCACGUCAAGUUAUGGAUAUGCAAGAUUGGGGGAAAAACUGUCCGUUAAAAUGGCUUUUGUUUCAACAAGUCUUAUUAAAGUUGAAAGACAGCAAUGUACCGAUUUCAUCAAUUAAAACAUUGCUAAAAGUAGCAAAACAUGAAGACAUUGGUAUCAGCGAAGAAAAUGAAGUCAAACGAUGCUUGCAAUUCUGUAAUGACAAUGGAACAGUUAUCUACUUUGAUGAAGAAAACUUAGCAGAUCAUGUUAUUUUGGACCCUAAAUGGUUGAUUAAUGCCUUUAGAUGUCUUGUUAGUGAUAAAAUUAAUAAUGUAAUCGAAGUUUCAGAUGACUGGCAAAAACUGAAAGACACUGGGCAACUAACAGAUUCACUUAUAUCUCGCCUGUUCAAGAAAGAACCAAAAUUGAAAUUUGAAGACAACAAAGCACAUUUAAUUGAAGUAAUGAAACGAUUUGAUAUUAUUGUGAACUUGAAAGAUUCAACUGAAUUAUACAUGCCAUGCAUGAUAAAGUCAUGUUCUUUCUCCGAAGUUCAAAAUCAGUUUUAUGACGGAAGUCCAUCAUUUUAUAAAACUAGUUGGUUAUGUUUAGAAUUUAAGUUUCUUCCUCCAGCCUUUUUCAAUCACAUUAUUGCAUGGUAUAUAAAGCAAUACAAUGUGAGUGUUAUAAUCGAUAAAGAAAAUCGAAGCAGAAGAAAUGCAUUAUAUCGCCAGGUUGGUGUAUUUGAUUUGGAUGCGUCUUGUUGUGAACAACUCGUGGUUUGCGAAGGAACUAAUACCAUAGCGCUUCAGGUAUGGGAUUCACGAAUGUCAAAUAAGACUUACGGAGAUUUGGCAUCAGCGUUAUUUCGAUUCGUUAAAACACUACGAACGCGCUACAGUCUACACAUAUCAUAUACAACAACAUUCACAUGUAAAGAUGGAGAUUUUACAAUUAAUCGAAAAACAAUUGAAGAUUUAGUCACUAAAGUUUACCGGUGCGCAGAACAUAGAAUAAAUCACACAUCGGACGAUUUAGUAAAGCCUUGGAAAUUUAGUAGAAAAUUAGAAUUUCAGAGAGCAUUAAAGUAAGUAGUUAUUCAGUUUUAAUAUCCUUUUGUUGUCAUUAAUUAUAGUUCUGAAACUGAGUAUA
Molecule: messenger RNA, 3467 nt
Organism: Mytilus californianus (California mussel)
Lineage: Eukaryota; Metazoa; Mollusca; Bivalvia; Mytilida; Mytilidae
Exons: 15
Coding region: 197-3406 (1069 amino acids)
Source: RefSeq, a predicted model, not a curated record